This is a messenger RNA of Anoplopoma fimbria (sablefish), 1813 nucleotides long. RefSeq names its product C-type lectin domain family 4 member E-like. Gene Ontology annotation, molecular function: fucose binding; D-mannose binding. Gene Ontology annotation, biological process: biological process involved in interspecies interaction between organisms. The coding region runs from base 60 to 983 and encodes 307 amino acids. The record is from RefSeq and is a predicted model, not a curated record. Lineage: Eukaryota; Metazoa; Chordata; Actinopteri; Perciformes; Anoplopomatidae. Gene Ontology annotation, cellular component: external side of plasma membrane. The transcript has 6 exons.
UCUCGCACAGAUAAAAGUGGUAUGCAGAGGGGAUUUCUGAGUAAAAACCUGAGAACUUUAUGGAUAUACAGACAAUGAUUUCAAAUGACGACUACAGCACGGAUGGAAAAUCCUUACAUCAAAACACAGGGAAUAAUGGAUCUAUGCGCACAGUCAGAGUUGGGUCCAGAAGUCUUCCACUGUAUCCAUUGGUUAUCGUGUGUUUAGGACUGCUAAACACUAUACUGAUGUUAACUGCUAUUGUUAUUGGGAUUUACUGUGGCAAAGUAAGUGAGGAAUCCAACCCCUACAAAAUAACAGCACAAGGACUCAUCAUAGAGGUGAAGCAAAUUCAGAUAAUACAGGCUGAAUCGAUCAAAGCUCAAGAAGAGGCCCAACAAGCUUUAGAGACGGAGCUCACGAGCCAUCAGCAACUGAAACUGCAGUUAGAGCAGAUUAAGACAGGCAGCGAUGGUAUUCAGAAGCAGAUUGAGACACUAAAAACGGAGAGAGCAGCACUGGAGACCAACUCAUCUGAUAUCCUGAAAAGUUGUGGACGAUGCCAGUCAGGAUGGUUUUUAUUUAACACAUCAUGCUACUUCCAUUCUGUGUCCCAACCCUUAAAGAACUGGCAAGACAGCAGGGCGGAUUGUAUCAGCCGUGGGGCAGAUCUGGCUAUGAUUGAUACCUUGCAGGAGCAGGAAAAUCUCUUUGAGUAUCUUCCGAAACUUGAUCAGAGCAUUCAACCAUGGUGGAGCAAGCCAGGUGGCAUUUGGAUUGGCCUAACAGAUAUUGAAACAGAGCACAAUUGGGUGUGGGUUAAUAAUGUGACUCUACAGGAUGGAGGGUACUGGAUACCAGGGGAACCCAACAACCAUGGAUUUGGUGGACCGGAGGGUGAGGACUGUGUAGCAGUUAAGAACAUUAAAAACCCUAAGGGAACAUGGUAUGAUGCACCCUGCCAAAUGGGAAACGAAUGGUUAUGUGAAAUGGAACCCAACUAGCUGCGGAGAGCACGGUGGUCCAAAUCCAGGCAGAGUUUCCCCAAAGAAGUUGCCUCAAUAAUGCCAAACAAGCUCGUAACCAUCACAUAAGAAGAGAAGGACCAGAUAUUUUCAAUAUCAGGAUUUAUUUCUCAAGAUUACAGACCCUAGCUUUAACUCAUCAAACUCUCAGAAUGAAAGUUAAUUAGCUCAUUCUCAAAUGUAUUCUCAAAAUGUUUGACUAUUCUUUUACCACACGUGUUCUGCAGAAAGCUUUAGCUUCAUGUUCGAUCUGAAAGCCUUCUUUAUCCUCCUUCUUCAUGGAACAGAUCCCGCAGCUCAACACCAUGGUAACCCUGGAUGGUUUUAAAAUACCUCAUUAAUGGCAUUAUCAUUGUUUUAAUGGGGUGAUGCUCUUGAGUAACACAUUGAUGCUUUUGAUUAAUACUUGAUUAAUACAACAGAUGUUUUUAUUCUCGGUAAUGAUUAUUUCCUGUUGUCAUACAUUAUUUUGUUACUACUUAGUUCUAACUUAGUUGUUUUAACCAAAAGGAUCCUAAUGACUUUGGUUAUCCCGACUUUUCCUCUAAUGCCACCAUAAAGUCAAAAUUUGUAUUUGUCCAAUACCAGCAAAAGUUGUGACAUUCCCAUCAACCUCAGUGCUGCUAUACAUUUAGUUUUAAAGUUCAUGCUCACAUGCUUAACUAAGUUGGUGAAUAUGGUGAACAGUAUACAUUUAGCACUUUAGCCUGCUUAUGUUUAGCAUUACAUGUUUAGCUUGACACACAGUACAUGUAAAAACAAAGCUCUGGAUGUUUUUUGUGAGAGUAAAUAAAGGUUGAAUGAAUGAA